AUGAGCUCCACGAACGAGGGGAUUGAUGAAGGUGCCCGUGAGGAUGAGCUUGAUCUUGGCCAGGAAGAUGAGGACCUCCCUGCCCAUGUCAAUGGACAGUCCGAGGAUGCGGACGAUGAUAUAAUAGAAAACAAUGAGACGGAAGAACCAGCAGAUGACCUGCCAUCGGUGAAUGUGGAUAAUCAGGACGACGACCAGCCAGAUGAGGGAACUCCUCAUUUUCUGCUGCAGCAGGCACUGGGCAGCGCCGAUGAGGUCUCGUCCAUUCCGGACGAUACACCAUCUUUGCAUGGCUCUCUGCAAUCCUCACCCAGCAGCAGCGCCAUCGCCUUUCGAGCUUCUACCAGAUCGAGUCCUGGCCCCGCUCACCGUCCAUUCGACCUACGCUUUCAAUCGAGAUUAUCAUCCUCAUCCUUUAGUAGUCCGCGACCAUCAUCUCCACUUGUAUUACACACGCAUUCCCGCAAUUCCUCGUUUGCUAGUCAACCUCCUCUUUCCAAUACACCUGACCUCGAGCCUGAUACACGGCAGGCUCCUUGGGAGGUCGUACGAUGGACAAAGCUGCGCAAGAUUGCAGGACAAUCAUUCUCGGAGAUUGGUCGACGGAAUUUUGGUCGUCCGACUUGUGUAUCAGUGUCGACGGCUAUCGUGCUAGGGACUUCUAAGGGCAUUGUGCUUAUUUUUGACUACCAGCAGAAUCUAAAGACGAUUAUUGGUCCCGGAACGAAGGCUGUCGAAGCUGGCGCCGUCACCUCUUUGGCCAUAUCCGCAGAUCACACAACUGUCGCAGUAGGACACGCACGGGGCGAAAUAUUCACAUGGGAAAUCUCGAGAGCUUCGCGACCGUUCCUUCACAUCCCGCCUAUACCAAUGUCCCAACACGUUCAGGGGGGCGCUCCUGAUGCUCAUAUAACCGGGGUUGCCGUCAUCCAUAUCGGAUUCCUCGGCACCAGACGAACCGCCUUGGUCUCUGCCGAUGAUCGCGGUAUGGCGUUUUCACAUUUGGCAACUCGAGGCAUGGGAGCGGUUGCUAGAACAGUCAAGACAACUAGGAUACUAGGGCGCUACCCGGAACCUCCUUCAGAGGAGGCCAAACCCAAGAAACCCAGCUCUGUUCUUGCUUUCUCACCUCUGCCUCUAGGCAAUGUUGACCAGUCAACGGAUGGUCUCGGCUUAGUCGCAAUGCUUACACCGUAUCUACUUGUUAUCGUGUCAACUACCCCCGUGGCACAUACCCAGUUCAAAGCGCCGCGACCAAAGGAGGUAGGGUCUCACAGUGUCAUGAGUGCUGCAUUGGCGUGGUUUCCCGCAAUCAAACUAAAAGGAAAAGAGGAGGUAUCACAUACAAAGCUUGUUUACUGCUGGUCGAAUGUCUUGACUGUACUAGACGUCCAUGAAUCAGAUGUGGAUGGCGAGCCCUCCAAGGAUCGUCCGCCGGUUCUCGAGUUCCGUCCCAGAAAUCGCUGGCGGGCCAACGAAGCCAUUGUUGCCGUGCAAUGGUUGAGUCGUUCUGUUUUGGCUGUGCUGACUAUUACUCAGCAGUUGCUUAUUCUUGAAGACAAGACACUUCGCGUGACAGACUCUUUUGAUCUCCUCCACAAACAUAUUUACCAUACUGAUAUCUUCUCAUCUCACCUUCGUACUUUGGUGGAACAUUACGAUGAGGAGAAUACAACAAUGCAUGGAGUGGUUGCAGAUGCCUUUUAUCAGAGUUUAAAAACCUACAAGGGCCGUCUCUUCCUGCUAGGGUACAAUGAGUUGUCUGUGGGAAGUCUGUCCAACUGGGCUGAUCGAUUGCUUGCGUACAUGGAAACUGGCGACUUUGUCUCAGCAAUUCGACUAGCAACAUCAUAUUACCAGGGAGAUGCGGAGAAGUUGACAGUCGGGCUGCCCGAAGAAGACGAUCUCCGACACUCGGUCGUCGAAGAAAAACUACUUGAGAUGAUAUCUGCUUCCCUCAAGUUUGCCUUUGGAAGGAACGAAGAUGCAGGCACUGAGCGUGUUCAAAAGUCACAAUUGGAAGCUCUUGCUGAUGCAAGCAUAACUGCAUGUGUUUGCAUGGAGAAUUUUGACUUUCUAUGGGAUGAGGUCUAUGAUUGGUAUGAUGAACACGAUUCAGAGGGCAUCUUCCUGGAUGUCCUCGAACCUUUUAUACGAGACAAUAAAGUCAGGUCUAUGCCACCAACAGCUUUGAAAGCUCUGAUCAACCAUUACUCAGCUACAUACACAUCGACUCGUCUUGAAGAGGUGAUUUGCCUUCUUGAUCCAACUACCAUGGAUAUUGAGCAGGUGACUACGCUGUGCAAACAACAUAACCUGUAUGAUGCUUUUAUCUAUGUUUGGAAUCAUGUGCUGUUGGACUAUAUCGGGCCUUUGGAAGAGCUUUUGGCAUUUGCGACGCGCGUCAUGGACUCUACUGACUCGAGUGUUGCAUCAAUCGAAUAUGAGAAUGCGAUAAAAGUAUUCCCAUAUCUGUCAUUUAUUUUCACCGGACGCACAUACCCUACAGGAGAAGAGAUGAGUGACGAUCAGGCAGUGAAUGCGAAGCAAACAUUGUAUACGUACCUAUUCACAGGGACCCAUCUACCUGGCUCGAAGCAAAAACCAUUCGGCGCGCUUCGAGCGGUUCUCAAAUUUGAUUCUUCUAGUUUCAUGAGCAUGCUGAAUGAGGCAUUUGAAGAUAGUUUCUUGAAUGACUCCGCUGAUGCUGGUAACGGAGAAUCUGAACAGGGACAAAGCUCCUCAGGAUUAACUAUUAACCGCCAGUUUCUUGUUAGUGUUUUGUUGGAUGUCAUGAGCAAUAGCGAAUUUGGUCCCGACGAAAGUAUCUUUCUGGACAUGUUCAUUGCGAGAAAUCUGCCAAAGUACCCUCAAUAUAUUCUACUCUCGGGCUCCACAUUGUAUCAAGUGCUUGAACGAUUGUGUCGAUGGCCUACUCCAGAGCUUGCAGAGGACUGUCAACUAAGUGUGGAAUAUCUACUAUCUACCUACCACCCGCCUGAUCUUCAAAGCUUGAUACCUCUUUUCAAAGAAGCGGGGUAUUAUCGUGUCUUGAAGUCUACCUACCGCGCAGAGAAGCAGUACGCAGAACUGAUUGUGACUUACCUUGAAGAUACAAGUGAGCGGGAGGACGUUUUUACGUGUAUAUAUGAAUGCCUGCGAUCAAGAAGUGCGCUGAGUAGUAAACAACGUGAGGAGGUCUUGCAAGUGAUCAAAAGCCGGGCGGGCGAGUUGGCACUCGUCAACGUCUCGAAAACAGCCUGCACGGUUCAAGAACUUAUGCCUUCACUGCACGCAGUGUUCUUGAAGUCGUUGGAUCAAGAUGAUUAUAGACAGUAUCACUAUCUGUCGACAUUGCUCGAGCCACAAGAUUCCGAAACUGAUUUGAAGGUCACGCCUGCAGAGCUAGAGAGGUCAAUGGUCGAGUUAUAUGUACAGCUACUGUGUCGAUACAAUCGAUCUCAUGUAGCAGAUUAUGUCGAUACACUCCGAGUCAACGAGUUGCGACUGGACGAAGUUCUCCCAGCGAUGGAGGGAAGCGGUGUUGUUGACGCGGCGGUUGUACUUCUCGCGCGACAAGGGCAGGUCCGCAAGGCCAUGGACCGUCUUUUGGCAUACUUGAACACUCUAGAGUCCGGCUUGGUGGGAAUUUUGACCAAUGUGGAGGAGGCACCCGAUGUCGCUGGUACGUUUGAAGCCGUUGGAGACCUUCUAGAAAGCGUGGAGAAGUAUUCCGGAGUUGGAAUAUGGUUGUGUCAGGGACAAACAAAGAAUGCGCAACCCAUUCGAAAUGGUAAUGUGCCAAGCAACAAACGUGCUUCUGUUAUGGCUUUGCAGGAACCACUUACAUUUGAGGAGAAACUUUGGCUGGAUUUGAUUGAUGCAGUUGUGGGCAUGGCGCGUAACAUUUCAUCGCUUCUACAAAAGACGUCGACACCAGAGAAACUGAAGUCCUUGUUACUAUCUGAAGCUCAGGACAAAGCCGCCGAGGGAGAUGUGGAGUUGACUUCUUCAUUCCGGCACUUGGUACAGAAAGUAUUCACUGCCCUGCUGACCAGCACGACGACCGGCGGACCAUCACCCGGUGAACGAACGGGAGUGUCAUUCUUACGCAUCCUGCGGGCUUUCCUUACCCAAGCUGCGACUACUUCCCCGUCACUAUCCGAACUACGCUCCGUACUUGCAUCUAUCUUUUCUGCAUAUACAUACGAAGAAUCCUUACUAUCUCUAGCCAAUGGCAUGCUAGAUAAGGAUUUGUUUGUCCACGUGAACGAGGUGAACAAGCUUCGACAACACGGAUGGAGACCUAGAGGACAGAUGUGCGAGAUCUGCCGUCGUCGUAUAUGGGGACCUGGAGCAGGUGCAUCCUUGUGGACUGCAUGGGAACGAAAGAAGGAUAACGAAGACCGACGACGAAGCGAGCGGGAGGCAGAUGAUCGGAGCGCACUCGCAAAGGGCAAGGGACCAAGCAAGAACCGAGAUGAGGAUGGUGGAAAUUUGACCGUCACCAACCGCGGCAGUAGUAACACGGACACGGCAACGGACGGUGAUGAUGACGAUGAUAAUGCAUCAUUAAAUGACACUGGCGUGAAUUCAAAAGGACUAGGAUCAGGACCAGUGGUGCAUAUAUUUGCAUAUAGUUGGAGUGCCCCCAGCCUCCGAGCAGGUAGUGCUUUUGCUGUAGUGGUUGAAGUAGUUUAUGCAGGCCUAGGUACCUGCGCAAUUAUCCAGUUGAUAUCAGAUUUUGAUGACUCUUAUACUUAUGAUAUUACGUAG
This is a messenger RNA of Talaromyces marneffei, 4776 nucleotides long. RefSeq lists its product as uncharacterized. Gene Ontology annotation, molecular function: protein binding. The transcript is spliced from 6 exons. Gene Ontology annotation, biological process: endosomal vesicle fusion; protein targeting to vacuole. NCBI's taxonomy places the organism in Eukaryota, Fungi, Ascomycota, Eurotiomycetes, Eurotiales, Trichocomaceae. Gene Ontology annotation, cellular component: HOPS complex; late endosome. Bases 1 to 4776 code for a protein of 1591 amino acids. The record is from RefSeq and is a predicted model, not a curated record.